Messenger RNA from Castor canadensis (American beaver), 1937 nucleotides. Lineage: Eukaryota; Metazoa; Chordata; Mammalia; Rodentia; Castoridae. The record is from RefSeq and is a predicted model, not a curated record.
UCCUCUCCUGGGGCUCCCCUAAAGCAGGAGAGUGAGCUUCCGCCCCCGCCAUCCCAGGCCCCUUGUGGUUUGGGCCGGCCGUCCCGGUCCUCGGCCCUGUGUCCCGCCGCGGGUGGGGUGACCGUCCGGCCCACAACACCUCCGCGGCCUCCGCUGCCGGCACCAUGGGCAGCGAGCAGAGCUCCGAGGCUGAGAGCCGAGCCAACGAUCUGAGCUCCUCAGUGACUCCUUCUCCAGCGAAGCACAGAGCCAAGAUGGAUGAUAUUGUGGUCGUGGCCCAGGGUGCACAGGCCUCCCGGAAUGUCAGCAAUGACCCCGACGUCAUCAAGCUGCAGGAGAUUCCAACUUUCCAGCCCCUUUUGAAAGGACUCUUGAGUGGCCAGACAUCCCCGACAAAUGCCAGACUGGAGAAACUGGAUUCUCAGCAGGUGCUGCAGCUCUGCCUCCGAUACCAGGACCACCUGCACCAGUGUGCUGAGGCCGUUGCUUUUGAUCAGAAUGCUUUGGUUAAACGAAUCAAAGAGGUAACAACAGACUGUGGGAAAGUAACAAGCCUUGCUGACUCGUUACUGAGUCCUGGAAGGGCUGACUCGUCUUUACUGGGUAGGAAAGCUGGGGGGCCCAGCUUCGUGGGAAGUAGUCAUUUUUCACCUAAAGCCCCAUGUUUUUCCCCAUUGCUUUGGGUGAGAUUGUCUUUUCUCAUGGUAGAAUGUGCUGGUGAAGAGCAGUCUAUGAGUUAGAAUAACCUAGAGUGUGAUUCCUGGUUCAACUGAUUUGGUUGGGCAAGUUGCUUAAUGUCUCUGUUCCCUCAUGAAAAACGGACUGGGAGCAUGGCUCAAGUGGUAGAGCACAUGCCUAGCAAGUGGGAGGCCCUGAGUUCAAAUCCCAGCAUUGCCCAAAAAAAAAAAGUAUAGACCUCAUGAGAAAUGGGGUGCUCUACCCCAAGAGCUGAGUGACAGUGAAACUGUUCAGUGUCAGCCCUUAUUAAUGUGUGUAAAGCCUUGCCAUACUAAUUUGCUGUAGCUGACAUUUUAUCUUUGAAUUGACUUUAACUGUUUCCUGUAUAUAAUUUACAUUUUCUUUCCCAGUAGGUUAUCAUUUCUUUGAAAGUAGGGGUCUUGAUGUCUUCCUCAGUUAUGUUUUCCACUGUGCGAGUACACGACACUUGGUCAUUGUUCGGCUGUGUGGAAGUGAUUAUGCCUACUUAGGCCACAGGCUUUUAUGAGGAAACACAUAGUAUCAUUCAUGAAAAUCCAUAGAACAUGAUAUAAAUAUUGUGUAAUUACCAGUAACAGUAAUUCAGUUGGUUCUUCUUUCAAGCACUGAAAUGUAUCAUUGGCCAGACCACUGCCUGGCACAGUCUGUGAGCACCAAGGAAUGGGUAACUGUAUCUCCCCAAAUUUUCAGUCAAGAAGAGAUUUAUAUUCCUGACACCUUGAAGUAGUGUUAUAAAAGAAAGUUCAGGUACUCUGUCUUGGAGAAAACACUUAUGUGAAAGGCACUCUUUGGAUUGGUUCCAACAAAUGACCUGGGGUCAUUAACUCUGGUGAGAGAAGAAGGCAGACAUGAACUUGGCCCUGAGUCAGGAAAGUUUAGUCGUCUGAUCUCACGUUUUUGUAUGUAGCUUUUGUACUUUUUUUUUAGUUUGAUGAAGAUCUUCAUCUCUGAGUCUAAUAAAAUUUAUAAUCACACACAAAAAAAAGAAGGCAGACAUGAAGAAACAAACACAUUACAAGCUGACAGUCACUGCAGAUUACUUUUCAGUUAGUAAUAGAGGUAGUGCAUCCUCAAGAUUAUGAAGUAGCUAUGAUGAUGUCAACAGAUUUAAAUUGGCCAACACCUCCAGCAUUGUAGUACUUUAUAAAAUACACAAUUAUAUGAACUAUUCUUUCAUGGAUUGAGUGCUGUGUUAUCUGGCCUUUUAUCACUGUGGCAAA